Molecule: messenger RNA, 1566 nt
Organism: Botrytis sinoallii
Lineage: Eukaryota; Fungi; Ascomycota; Leotiomycetes; Helotiales; Sclerotiniaceae
Exons: 2
Coding region: 1-1566 (521 amino acids)
Biological process (GO): transmembrane transport
Molecular function (GO): transmembrane transporter activity
Source: RefSeq, a predicted model, not a curated record
AUGGAGCCUUCACCACCGGACUCAGUGCUACAGACUCAAGAAGAAAGCAUGCCCAAUACCCCCAAAUCGUGGCAGUUUUAUCUCAUACUCUUUUCACUCUCUUUUAUCAGCUUUGUUGCCGCCCUCGACGGCUCGAUAAUUGCCACAGCCCUCCCUAAAAUCACGAAUGAUCUUUCGGCUGCCGACAACUAUGUGUGGGUUGCGAACUCUUUCCUCAUUGCUCAAACAGUUGUUCAGCCACUUUGUGCUCAGAUAUGUAACAUAUUCGGGCGCCGCGCACCUAUGUUCGUCUCGAUUUCUCUUUUCAUGCUUGGGAGUGGGAUCGUAGGAGGCUCAAACAGCUCCACGAUGCUCAUAGCCGGUCGCACCGUUCAGGGCCUCGGAUCUGGAGGCAUCAUGAUGCUUGUUGAACUCAUUAUCUGCGAUAUCGUCCCCCUCAGAGAAAGAGGAAAAUACCUCGGCAUUGUCAUGUCUUCGACCGCUAUCGCUGCCAUUUUAGGACCAGCUGUCGGAGGAGCUCUUGCUACAGUAAACUGGAGAUGGCUUUUCUAUUUAAAUCUUCCUAUUGCGGGGGUCACCAUGGUUUUCAUGGCCAUAUCUCUUCGUCUACAUCACGAGAAAGAAUCUACGUGGGCGCGAGCACUCUUAAGAAUUGACUGGGUGGGAAACUUCAUAUUCAUCGCCUCUCUUUGUUUUCACUUGUACGAGUGGAAACCACCCAAUUUUUGCAAAGAAGUCUUCAUACCCCCGCGCAUCUUCGCGAAUCGAACUUCAUCCGCAGGCUUCUACAUCGAUUUCAUCUCCUCGGUACUACUCCAGUGGGUGUGCUUUUUCUGGCCUGUCUUCUUCCAAGCCAUCAAAGGAACCUCUCCUCUUAGAGCUGGAACAAACUUCAUUCCUUAUGAGGCUUUUCUCAUUGUGACAGCUGGCAUGGCUGGCGGGAUUCUCUCGAAAUUUGGACACUAUCGGCCAUUGCACCUCGUUGGAUUUGUUCUUAGUAUUCUUGGACUGGGAUUGAAUAUCAUGUUAUCAAACACCACCCCCAAAGUUUCUUGGGUCAUUUUCCAGAUGGUCGACGCCAUUGGCCGAGGAAUUCUGCUGCCUACCGUUCUGCCUGCGAUAAUGGCUUCCUUGCCUGACUCAGACGUGGCUACAGCGACGGGGCUGUACUCAUUUUUGCGUAGCUUUGGUUUCAUUUGGGGUAUCACAAUACCCGGGAUCAUCUUUAAUGCGCAAUUCGAUCGCUACUCCAAUCGUAUCAGCGACCCUGCCGUCCGCCAAGAACUAGCAGGUGGGCGGGCCUAUCAGUUUGUCAGUGGUACUUAUAUCCAUUCCCUGGAGCCCACUAUCCGACAACAAGUGAUUUCGGUAUAUCGAGAAGCGCUAAAAUCAGCUUGGAUUGGCGCUGUUGCGUUCGGAUGUACAGGGCUUGUUGCAGUAUGCGUGGAAAGACACAUAUCGCUCCGAACGAAAUUGGACACACAGUUCGGACUAAAGUCUGAUAAGCUUGAAAAGAACCAAGAAAAGAAGGUCUCUGUACCAGAGGACAUAGAAGUGGCGCUCUAG